AUGCUGGGCUGGUGCGAAGCGAUAGCCCGUAACCCUCACAGAAUCCCAAACAACACGCGAACUCCCGAGAUCUCAGGGGAUUUGACUGAUGCCUCACAAACCUCCACAUUGAAUGAAAAAUCCCCAGGACGAUCUGCAAGUCGAUCAAGUAAUAUCUCAAAAGCAAGCAGCCCAACCACAGGAACAGCUCCCAGGAGCCAGUCAAGAUUGUCUGUCUGUCCAUCCACUCAGGACAUUUGCAGGAUUUGCCACUGCGAAGGCGAUGAAGAGAGCCCCCUCAUCACACCCUGUCGCUGCACGGGCACCCUGCGCUUUGUCCACCAGUCCUGCCUCCACCAGUGGAUCAAGAGCUCAGACACGCGCUGCUGUGAGCUCUGCAAGUAUGACUUCAUAAUGGAGACCAAGCUCAAGCCCCUCCGGAAGUGGGAGAAACUGCAGAUGACCACGAGUGAAAGGAGGAAAAUAUUCUGCUCUGUCACAUUCCACGUCAUCGCCAUCACGUGUGUGGUGUGGUCCUUGUAUGUCUUAAUAGAUCGGACAGCGGAGGAGAUCAGGCAAGGCAAUGACAAUGGUGUCCUAGAAUGGCCAUUCUGGACAAAACUGGUUGUUGUGGCCAUCGGCUUCACAGGAGGUCUCGUCUUCAUGUAUGUACAGUGUAAAGCCUACGUCCAGUUGUGGCGCAGGUUGAAGGCCUACAACCGUGUAAUCUUUGUGCAGAACUGCCCAGACACUGCCAAAAAGCAGGAGAAGAGCUUCUCGUGUAACAUAAACACGGACACCAAGGAUACGGUCGUGGUGCCUGUGACACAAACGGGUCCAAAUCCCCUGCCCUCCGCAGAAGACAGCCCUCCGGAUGUGAUGCCCGUGUGA
Messenger RNA from Pipistrellus nathusii (Nathusius's pipistrelle), 870 nucleotides. The record is from the annotation of a GenBank genome assembly. Lineage: Eukaryota; Metazoa; Chordata; Mammalia; Chiroptera; Vespertilionidae.